AUGUCAUCCAAGGAACAGCUUGUAGGCAACUUGAAUACCCUUACCAAUCAAAAUCCUAAUUUACAUAUAACACAAGGAAGUAUUGUCAACAAUAAUCCGAAUACUGAUAUUGUAGACACUUCAAGUGUUUCCACUUCCAGCACUAAUUCCACAUCCGUAUCCAUACGAAACAAAAAUACCAAUAAUAAUGAUAAUAGUAAUAGUAGUUCUCCUUUUAGUAAUGCUUCCGUCUCUCAAUCACCAGUGGACCCCUUUUUUAAAAUAUAUUCCCAAAAAUAUACAAGAAUCAACAAUAAUGAUUUUUCUCCAAAUAGUGUUAGUUUUUCACCUGUUUUGGUACCUGGAGAUACCAAAACCUGUACCAGCAAUAGAAACGACAGUGACAAUACUGCCACUAUUUUUACUGAUAUUACUACUGUUUCCCAACCAAAUAGUACAAAGUUUGGCAUACCAAAGAAUACAAUGUUUGGCGUACCAAAUAGUAAAAAAAUUAUAGAUUUAACUAGCACAGAUAUUUAUGAAAAAUAUGAUUUGGAAAUCAUAGAUUCAUUAGCAAAUUUGCAUAAUGCGAUAGCAGAGUAUACUCCCGGAAAACAAUUAUUUCUUAAUUUGGUUCACCAAGGAAUGAUUUGUAAUAAAAUUACAACUAAUAAAUUAUCUUUACCUACUACCACAACAAUGAUCGAUUUAUCUUUUCCCAGCACAUUAUUAAAGAGACCAAAUUGUUCACUUGAGAAAUUGAUUUCUACUUUAAAUUCCGAACAGCAAGCCGUAUUUCAGAAACAAAUAAAUCAAUGUAACAUUUUCAUUUUUACAGAGGAUUACCAAACCGGGUGUAAAGAAAACACUAAGUCCACUUUUUGUGCAAUAAACACCUUUCAACUCAUCAAUAAAUUCAUACGUUAUUUAUCACAAGAAAAAUAUAACAAUAGUGUGUCAUCAUACAAAAUCAUAUAUUAUCAAAACAAUCAACCAGACAUAGCUGCUAACAUUACAAAUGCUUUACAAUCAGAUAAAAAUACCAAUGUUACUACGUUAUUGCAUAAAAAUAAUGGUAAUGAUAAUAAUAAAAUUAAUUUAAAGUUACAAAUACCAUGGGAUAACAGGAACACUAACAAUAAAAAUAAAAACUAUACAUUUCAUACACAAGUUAAUAAUAACAAUAACAACAACAACAACAACAACAACAACAAUAAUAAUAAUUCUUUAACAACGACAUUAAUUAAUACGAAUGUUUCUAACAAUUUUAGCAAAUUUUUCAAAAAAGAUACCCUGCAUUAUUCACCACAAAGUUUGCAAAAAUAUUUUGAAUUCCACAUUCCACAACUUUUUCAAAAAAUUCGAACUGAAAAGAAAUUGAGAAGAUCAUUUGAAUCCAAUAGGGAGGAUUCUAAUGAAUCUAUAGACACAAUUAUUAAGACUACUAAAUUACCUCGUUGGUUGUUACCAUUUUUAUAUAAAACCGAAACUGAAAUUUUGUUAUAUUUGCUAGAUAAAUAUGAAAUUUUGGAAAAAUUGGAAGAUGAAAGAUUGGAAAAAUGUUUAAAUCCUAUGGGUUCAGGUAAAAAGUCUGAUAAUGAAAACAAUUACAACGAAAAUAUCAACAAUAGAGUUAAUUUGAAAAGAUUAUAUUCUUUGAGAAGUUUACAAAAGGAAAAAAGAUUAAAAAAAGUUCAAAUAAAUAACAGCAAUGACACUGGCAGUGACCAAUCUACAGCAACUACACCGAGAACAUCAAAAAUUUCACCCUUUUCUGAUGAGGAAGACUCUAACCCAGCAGAAUUAAUGUUAAUAAGUAAGGUCUCUUCUAAUUUAUCAGGCAAAAAAGAAGAUAUUGUUGACGUAUUAAAUAACCAAACAAAAAUAGAUAAUAAUUCAGUAGAGGAUGAUUGCUCAUCAUCUUCUUUGGAGACCCCGCUAGAUUCAUACUUGUUAACAGAAGGCAUAAUAUUUUUUAAUAAAAAUAGGUAUAGCAAUAUUUUACCAUAUGAACAUUCAAGAGUUAAGCUAAGGAGAUCCCCAAACAUGACAACAAGCUCAUCUCCAUCAUGCAGUACCCAAUCGAACAACAAUAAUAUCAUCAGUAGUACCGGCAUCAAUGGUGGCAGUAGCAGUAGCAGUAGCAGUGAUAAUUCUGGCAGCAAAAAUAGUGAUAUUAGUAACAGUGGCAAUAAUAACGCAUAUUUUAAAGCCAGGCAUAAUGCUAAUAGUGCUGGAUUCAACGAUUAUUUUAAUGCCAAUUAUUUGCAGAUACCAUUGAUAAAUCCAUAUUAUAAUUAUAUAGCAACUCAAGCACCAUUGCCGUCCACUUUUGAUGAUUUUUGGAACGUAGUUCUUUCAAAUAACGCCAAAAUUAUUAUCUCGUUAAACUCUAAUGAUGAAUUGGAUUUGAGAAAAUGGGACAUGUAUUGGAAUACAGUAUCAUUAACCAAGUAUGAUGUUGAGGUAACUGAAUGUUGGGAAAACGUUGCGAAUAUCGAAGGAUGUAUUUUAAGAGUUUUUAAAGUUACCAGAAAGACCAAGCAUUACAACGAUGAGCUGGAGGAUAAAGACCACAUUGUUUAUCAAUUACAGUAUACAAAAUGGCUAGAUUCAUGUUCCAUUGUGAGUAAAGAAAUAUUAAAAUUGUACAAUGUUAAAAAAUUGUUACAAAAGGACGAAUUGAAAUUUAUGGAAAACAUUAGGAGAUAUAAAAAUAACCAUGAAUUCAGCGAUUUAAUUUUCAAAAAAAAAACAUUUGACCGUAAUAGUAGUAGUACUUCAAUUUAUUUAAACAAUUUUGAUCAUGCUGGUAAUGGUGCCAUCACUGAUGAUAAUAAUAACACAAAUACUGUUACCGUAAGUGCACCUCAUACAAAAAAUUCACCUCUGUUGGUUCAUUGUUCUGCUGGAUGCGGAAGGACUGGUGUUUUUGUCACUAUUGAUUACAUCUUGAACUUGUUUUCCAAUUCUCAAGAAGAAACAUUGAUAGACAUUUGGAAUUUGCAGGUGGACUUAAUUUUCAUUAUUGUUAAUGAAUUGAGAAGACAGAGAAUAUCAAUGGUUCAAAAUUUAACUCAGUAUAUAACUUGUUAUGAAACUGUGUUAGAAUAUUUCGCCCAAGAAAGCGCAUCAUAA
Molecule: messenger RNA, 3117 nt
Organism: Saccharomycodes ludwigii
Lineage: Eukaryota; Fungi; Ascomycota; Saccharomycetes; Saccharomycodales; Saccharomycodaceae
Gene: PTP2
Product: tyrosine protein phosphatase PTP2
Exons: 1
Coding region: 1-3117 (1038 amino acids)
Biological process (GO): protein dephosphorylation
Molecular function (GO): protein tyrosine phosphatase activity
Source: RefSeq, a predicted model, not a curated record